GGAACGGAGAGUGGCAGCCCUGACUGAAUGUAACAAAAUAUUUUGAAAGUUCCCGUAAAUUGUGAUUGUUUUCAACAUGUCUCACGUUCCCGCAGUUCUAGUUGUGAUAUUUUUCUGGUCUUUACUCUAUGUUGGAGAUUUUAUACUCAAGGUAAUACUGCAUGAUAAAAAGAAAUAAAAUUUGUUGAAGUUUGUUGUCGAGUGACCUGUCAGAUUUUUAAUGUUGUCACAUCAUUGUAUUUGUAAUUUGACUACUACCUUUGAAGAUGUGUUGAUUUGUUUGCCGUGGAUAUUCGUCUGACACCGGAUCUUCCUACUUCACAGCUAUUGAUCUGACAACGCUUUAAAAGCUAACACUAAACCACUAAAUAGAACCACAACCCUGAAAACUAACCCCCUAACCUAACCUAACCUAACCUAACCCCCUAACCUAACCCCCUAACCUAACCUAACCUAACCUAACCAAAAAUUGUAGAAACGUGCGAAAACCACGAAGAAAAAAAAGUAUAAAAAAAAUAAUAAAAUAGUGGCACGAGCAGGAAUCGAUCCCAGGGCUUGGCACACAUAAUACAGGUGCCUAAACCACAACACUACGGAGGAUUUGCUUGAAAUUCAAUUAAAUUGACGUGGUUUUAUAUUUAACAAGUUUAUAAUGAUUAUGGAAAUGUCGGACGAAUAUCGACAGCGUUAUUCGUUUGUUGUCACUGAGUAAGACCUGGGCUAACAUCAGUCAAAAGCCUUCCCCAACAUAGUGUUUAACCCAUUAAAGAAAGACUCCCUUUGACAAGUAAAGUUGUCUGGCAAUAGACAGAGUAAAAUAAUAAGGUAGCGUGCAGACACUUUUACCAUUUUAUCUUUGCAGAAAUAUCGUAGGUUAUCACGAACAUACAAGGAAUUGUUGGACGAGAAUGGUCUGUCAUUCAGUUUUGGUCACAUCCGAUGGUACACAACAAAAUUUAACCGUUGUUUCUUUCGCUGGGGUAAACACUAUCCCAGUCUGACACAAGCAUGGUUCACCGCAGGCGCGUGUUUUGGUGUGUGUGUGAUGGUAGUUUCAGUGCUUAUAUUAUCAUGGACGCUCAGUCAGGCAUUAACGAAGAAUUCACCUGAGCAAGUACUUACACCUGUGGUAAGAUUAAACUAUAAUAUCAAUCAACAUCUAAUGUCUGGGAAAUUUCAGAAAACAACCACUUCUCCACAUGAAAAUUGGAAAAUCUUUAGACAUCCUCGCACAUUCUACAAUGAUCACAACAUUUCCUCCUUGUACAGAUGAGGGGGAUCUUUAAAUGAGUGAAUUAAUGGAGAUGAUUAUUGUGUUCUACUGUAUUCUUAGAUGCCUGGUAUAAAUCUUCCUUGGAGUCAUAUCUUGUACUAUCUGCUUACAUUAACACUUGCUGGGAUUGUUCAUGAAGUUGGUCAUGCAUUGGCUGCAGUAAGGUAUGUCUGUCCAACCACAAGAUGAUGUGCUAGGCCGAUCUAGUAUGAUGCUGAAAAUCUUGAAUAUUUAAUUAAAUAAUAACCCUCGCCUUGCAGAGAACAAGUUCGUGUGAAUGGUUUUGGUAUUUUCUUCAUGGUGUUAUACCCUGGAGCAUUUGUUGAUCUUUAUACUGAGCAUCUUGCCGUCAUCUCACCAUUACGACAGCUCAGGAUAUACUGUGCGGGUGUCUGGCAUAAUUUUAUCUUAGCUUUGAUUGCUGUGGGUUUCCUGUGGAUUUUACCGAGUCUAUUGUCAUUGGGUUACGUCUCUAACCGAGGAGCUGUUAUCUUGGAUCUUAUAAAGGUAUGUUAUUGUCACUUAUAGGUUUGAUGAGGUUUCCCCAUGUAGUAACACUGGAUCAAUAUUUGUCUAUUUAGGGCUCAGCAGUGGAAGAUAGUCUUGUUGUGGGUGAUUAUAUCACGUCAGUUGAUAACUGUCUUGUCAAGAAUGUUGUGGAAUGGAAGUCGUGUUUAAAGAAGACCAUCGUUGAACCCCAACAUGGCUUCUGUACAGAUAUGAUGACUAUGACCAGAAAGAAUUCUUUUCUUGGUAAGAGCAGCAGAAUUUGUCACUGAAGAAAUUAUGAGACAAUCACAAGAAUUGCUGCAACUUAUGUGAAAGAUGAUUAUACUGUGUCAAUAUAUUCUCUUGCAUGCAUUUUUUUUACCAAUAUCAAUUGUUUUAGAAACAGAGAGUUACAUAUUCAAGGAAGUGCAAGAUUGUUGUGGGAAUCUGACAGCGUCACGACUGUGUUUUUCUUACCAGUCACAUUUAGGACAGAAGGUGGGAGUGAUUUUUUCUUUUAUUUGAUAGAAACACUGUGUUCAUUUAUCUACACAAAAAAUCAAAGAAAACAAAACAAUUUAAUGCUGACAAUAUAUAGGUCAGAUUUUUCACUUCCACUAUGUACAGCUACCAGAUGGUCUUAAUAGAUGCCAGUUAAAUGUGAAUGUCUCUAAUAUCUUUCUCCUUAGGGUUUGUCAUGCUUGCCAGCAAGAACUAUGAUGUCAGACAAGAUUUGCAACAUUCCUAGCAACUGCCCUGAGAAAGGUAAUUAAUGCUAGUGCAAGCUUCCUCCUGUAGUAAUCCUGGAUCAAUAAGAGAUGAUCCUUACUGGACUUCUAGGAAGAACAGUUUAGAACUGAUAAGAGCUAUCAAUUCACUGUAUAUAUAUUUAGGUGAGAAAGUGUGUAUCCAUCCAUCAUUGGACAACUCGAGCCGUUUGAUCAAGAUAUCUCAUUAUAAAGGGAAAGAUGUUCUUUAUGUUGGAGAUCCAUAUAUCUUAUAUUUUUCAGGUAUUUAUGUGAAUAAAUUGCGUCGAUUUUUGUCCAUGGCACCGCCAUAUCAGACAUGUGUCGCUACUGUAGUUUAAGUAAAAGAAUGUAUUCCUGGAACAGUAUAAAAUUAUGUAUCCUGAAGAUCAACUGGGUUAUUUUUUCAGUUUCUGUAGGAAAUUAUUUACCAAUUUUUAAAUUUUCACCGCUGUCACUGCCGUUGGUAUUAGAGACAUUUUUUAUGUAUCCUUUUAAUAUAUUGAGUGUUAUUGUGUUAACUUGGCUUCCCACCUGCUGUACUAUUACUUAGCUAUGCUCUAGUUAAUGUUUCCUUGACUAUAAUACCAGGUAUAUAAUUUCACUAUCGAGCGCCCUGGCGUUACUCAAUGCUGCGCCGUGUUACUGGUUAGAUGGUCAAUGGAUAUUAUAUGCGCUAGUGGACUACACACUUUCUCAAUCUCUUCCCGAUGUAAGAACGAGAAAUAGAUUAUGUAAGAUUGUUUUAACAGCAGGAACAUUUCUUCUAGCUGCGAAUAUUUUAUUAGCGUUAUGGACACUGGGGAGUAUGACGUAAUGCCUGGAUUUAACAAUGAUUACGAACAUUACGACAGCUUAAUAUAGCGACAGACCCGAGGAGUUCAAAUCCCGCUCUUGGAUCAACUUUCACACUUCGAAAUGAUGUUGCGACUUUCUCGUGAACACCUGACCUCGUUUACACUUGAGUAAAAGAUUCCAUCAUGAAAUGUUUUAUAAUUCACCACAAUUUAUAUAAAACGUUUUUUAUUAUCCAUGCAAUAUGUGCCCCCCAUCCGAAUCCUGUCUUCAUACUGCUGUUGUGUAAACGGUUAACUUAUCCGAAAACUUUAUCAAAUCCAGAAUCUUUUGCUGUAGUGCAAACAAAAUGUUGGAUGAGCUCCACUUGGUUGGAAUCUGGAGGUCUAACGUACUUUUUAUUAUUAAGCAGAGUUUAAAUUGUAAAUUUUAUAUGUAAUAUAUAUUUUGGAUUGUUAACAGCAAUUUUGUGGAGUAGAAAUUACAAAUUUAAUCCUAUGAAUGACGGGAUAAAUAUGAUGAAAACCAAUUUAAAUUUAUGCACUGAUAAGAGAGAAGGUAAAUCCAAGAACUGAUGUUUUUAAGUUCUAUUGAAAUGCCCCAAGCUUACAACGUUAGAACUUUCUUCCAAAUUAUUUACACUGCGGUAUACAUACAAAGGUCAAUAUAAGAUUAUACAACCCUGGAAUAUAAAUAUAUACAGGGUUUUAUUGUUCGUCUAUUUGAUCAGUCACUUCCGACUCUUCCGCAAUUGUCUCUGGUUGUUCAGCGCUAUCUUCCUCUGGUUGUUCAGCGGUAUCUUCAUCUUGUGUUUUUGUCUCGUCUUCCCCUGUUGCUUCCGGUUUGUCUUCUGUUUCCACGACAUCUUCGCUGUCACCUAGCAACAAAUCAAAUGGAAUAUAUACUGUUCUUCCCAGAGGUCCAGUAAGGAUCAUCUCUUUUUGAUCCAGUGUUACUACAGGAGGAAAC
Messenger RNA from Paramuricea clavata, 4272 nucleotides. Lineage: Eukaryota; Metazoa; Cnidaria; Anthozoa; Malacalcyonacea; Plexauridae. The record is from the annotation of a GenBank genome assembly.